AAUGACGUUGCUCAGUCUCCGGUAGCCUGGUCUGCUGGGCGCUCCUCUCUUUCCUUCAGUGAGCCGCUUUUCUAAACUCAGCUCCGGGAAACCAUGGCCGAGCAGGCCUCGGGAUCCACCCAGCCGCCUCAACAUGACGGGCUUCUGCAGCAGCGCGCGGCCGAGCAGGAGCAGAACCGAACCGACUUCCUGAAGCUCAAACAACAGCUGGAGAUGGAGUUCAACCAGAAGCGGGCCAAAUUUAAGGAACUCUAUCUGUCUAAAGAAGAGGAGCUGAAGAGGCAGGCUGCUAUACUGGACAAGGCCCAGGCAGAGCUGAGCAGUGUGCAGACGCAGCUGACCGAGGCUAAAACAGAGAUGGAGACCAUCAAAGCGGUGGCCACCGUCUCUGAGAGCACAAAGCAGGAAGCCAUCGACCAGGUCAAGCAACAGUGGCAGGAGGAGGUGGCGUCACUGCAGGCUAUUAUGAAAGAUGCAGAGCGGGAAGUUAAGUUGCAGUUCCAGCAGAAGUUGGAGCAGGAGCGUGCUCAGUGGGCACAGUACCGCGACGGGGUGGAGCGAGAGAUAGCUGAGCUCCGCCGCCGUCUCUCUGAGGGACAGGAGGAGGAGAAUUUAGAGAACGAGAUGAAGAAGGCUCAGGAGGACGCAGAGAAGCUACGCUCGGUGGUGAUGCCAAUGGAGAGUGAGAUUGCAGCGCUGAAGGCCAAACUGUCAAGCUCAGAAGAUCGAGUUAAGGAACUCGAGGCAGCGAAGGUGAAGGAGCUCAAUCACGUCCUGGAGGCUGAGAAAUCAUGCCGAACAGACUUGGAGAUGUAUGUUGCUGUCCUCAACACCCAGAAAUCUGUCCUUCAAGAGGACGCCGAAAAACUUCGGAAAGAACUACAUGAAGUGGUUCACAUGUUGGAGUUGGAGCGACAGCAGCACAAUCAGCUGAAACACACUUGGCAACGUGCCAACGAUCAGUUCCUGGAGUCACAGCGGCUGCUGAUGCGAGACAUGCAGCGCAUUGAGAGCGUUCUGUCCUCCGAGCAGCUGCGGCAGGUGGAGGAGAUGAAGAAGAGGGACCAGGAAGAGGAUGAGAUGGAAAGACUGAGCCAGGCUAAAGAGGCCAGUGAGGAUGAUGGGACAGAGCAUGGAGAAACGGUGGAGGACUCUCUGCUCGGACUCUCCAUAGAAGAGUCCCACCUCAGCCAGAGCAUCCACAGCUCUCUACACUCUCUGGACGCAGACACCCCGAGCCGUCCGGACGGCUCUGACCCUUAUAAGGAUGGGCUUCGGAGGGUGCAGUCCACUGAUAGCCUGGGUUCUUCAGGAGGGGCCUUACAGCCUCACGGGCUGGGUGGACAAAACAACAAGGCCAAGUCAGCUAGCCAGCUGGACGAGUCAGACUUUGGCCCUCUAGUGGGGGCAGACUGUGGGGGCUUUGACAGCAGGGACACCUCCUCCAUGUCAUCCCUCCAGCCGGGACACUUUCUCCUCACCAAAGACCAGGAGAAGGCCAUUAAGGCCAUGACCCCAGAGCAGGAGGAAACUGCAUCACUCCUGUCCAGCAUCUCUCAUACUGCCGAUACGGCUUACCUUCCUCCGUCUGGCUACCGAUUGGUCAGCGAGAGCGAGUGGAAUCUGCUGCAGCAAGAGUUGAAGAACGCUGGAAGGAAGUUGGGGCGGAGAUGUGAUAUGUGCUCUAAUUAUGAGAAACAGCUGCAGGUCAUUCAGGGACAAGAGGCCGAGACACGAGAUCAGGUUAAAAAGCUUCAGGCCAUGUUGCGGCAGGCGAACGAUCAGCUGGAGCGGACAAUGAAUGAGAGGCAGGAGUUAGAGGACUCUGUCAAGCAGGCCAAUGAGGAAACUACUGCCAAGAUCUCUGAGUUGAAGCAGAAAGUUCAGGAGUCUGAGUCUCUCGUAAGCGCUCUCCAACAGGCCUUCAGCCAGGCCAAGAGGAACACCCAGGAACAGAUGGCUGUGCUGCUACAGUCCAGAGAGCAGGUGACUGAAGAGCUGAACAGACUGCAGAGAGAUAAUGAGAGUCUUCAGGGUAAACACAGACUUCACAUGACGUUGCAGCAGCAAGAGGACUUUCACAUGCCCGCCACUGUACAGGAGCUUCAGAAGCUGGUGUUGCAGUACAGGGAGGACAUUGUUUCUGCGUGCACCGCAGCAGAGCAUUUGGAGGAAAAGCUGAAGGCUGAAAUUCUGUUCUUGAAGGAGCAGAUUCAGGCAGAGCAGUGUCUCAAAGAGAAUCUGGAGGACACUCUACAGCUGGAGAUAGAGGGCUGUAAAGAAGAGAUCGACAUCCUGGAAGCAUCUUUUUCCAGCUUGAAAACAGAACUGGAACGAGUAAAGAGUGAGAAGGAACAGCUGGAGAGCAGCUUGGCAGAGAAGAGCCAGAUGCUGGAGAGCGUCCAGGGCCUGAAGAACAGUCUGGAGGAACAGUUGAAAGACGCCCUCGGCAGCAAGAGUGCUUUGGAGACUCAGGUGUUUGAAGAGAAAGACAAGGCACAGAGACUUCGGACAGAGCUGGAUGUCAGCGAGCAGGUCCAGAGAGAUUUCGUCAAACUGUCCCAGACCCUUCAGGUGCAAUUGGAGCGUAUCCGGCAAGCAGACUCGUUAGAGCGCAUCCGUGCCAUCCUCAACGGCACCAACCUAACAGACAUCAGCCAGCUCCCUGAGACAUGAUGUCACUUCCUCCUUGCACAGAAACACACACACACACACCACCUGUACCCCAGAUCUUCGGCCUGACUCCAUCUAGAUAAACCGAAUCGAGCGAGGAAGACUUGAUCCUGCAGGUCUCGGUGAACACUACUGAUUUCUCCUACUGCUAUCCAGCUUGUCCAUGCGUUCGCAAGAGCAAGUCCAUGCGUUCCAUCUGCUAAGCUAGCAGCAGUGACCUAUGAAGGAAACGGACACUUCUGAAGUGGUUUGUACAUACUUGUGUACAGAUUAUUUGUGUAUAUUGCGUUAGUUAAGUUAAUACACAAGACUGUGAUUCCCUUCUUGACCCGCCUCCUACAUUUUCACUGUGUUUCUCGUCGUCCGCCAGUCAUUUCACUGGGAUGUAAUUACUAGCUGCGUCGGAUCACUUUUCCUCAACAACCAUCGUCUUAGACUUUUUUUUUUUUCCACACUUCCUGGCAAUUUAACAAAAUCGAUGUCCUUUGCUUGAAGUUACUGUCAAGUAUACAGCAACAGCUCUUACACUGACCGAGUUAUAAUCGAGUGUAUAUUAAUGAAAGCACACUAUGUUUAUGAUUUACAGUCGUUGUGAUGCCCUGUGGGACUAAGGGGCGUCUUGUGUACCAUGUCUGUGUCUGUCUUAUGUGUGGCGUAAACAGAAAAGCGAAUGGGAUUCGCAGAACCAAAGUUGAUCAUGUUGACCUUAAAUUCUCCAAGCAGCAUAUUUGGAUAGUUUAAAUCAUAAUCAUAAUGAGAAAAGGGGGAAACAAGGGCUUAAAUCAUUUUCUGGUUCAUGUUUACUUUAAAAUAACGGUUGCCAGGCGAUGUAACUCAACUGCAGGAAACAAGUGCAAAGUGUGAUUUAUAUUCAGUUGUCUAAAUGGCAAAAAUUCAGUUUUUUUUUUUUUUACGAGACCUAAAGUGGCAUGUGAUUAUGGCAUGGUCUUUUUAAAAUAAAAUAAAAAAUAGGCCAGGCUGUAGAAUUAACCUUAAAAAGCGCCCAUGGCUUGAGAAUGAAAAUUGGCUGAAAAUUUGAAAAAAUUGAUAGUUAAAGCCAUGCACCUGCAUGUUGAACGUUAUGUCUGCUAAUUUUGUAAUUAAAAGAGAGGAAGUUGUCAGUGUCAAUGGAAAUCUUAAUUCAGUCAAAAUAUUCCAUAUAUUAAAAUGUGCAGCUUGAUUAAUACAAUGAAUUGUUUACUGAGCAAAUCCAACCUCUUUAUCAACUACAUCUUAUGAGUACACAGAACUUUAACAACGCUACUAUAGUAUGACCAGUGCUGCUGUUGUGAUCUGAUGAGGAUGAGGAUGAUGAUGAAGCUUUCCUGUGUGAAUAUGUCCAUUAUAUUAUGACCAGGUG
Molecule: messenger RNA, 4033 nt
Organism: Sinocyclocheilus rhinocerous
Lineage: Eukaryota; Metazoa; Chordata; Actinopteri; Cypriniformes; Cyprinidae
Gene: rabep1
Product: rabaptin, RAB GTPase binding effector protein 1
Exons: 20
Coding region: 94-2676 (860 amino acids)
Biological process (GO): endocytosis
Cellular component (GO): intracellular membrane-bounded organelle
Molecular function (GO): GTPase activator activity; growth factor activity
Source: RefSeq, a predicted model, not a curated record